Messenger RNA from Carassius gibelio (silver crucian carp), 1998 nucleotides. RefSeq names its product syntaxin-5. NCBI's taxonomy places the organism in Eukaryota, Metazoa, Chordata, Actinopteri, Cypriniformes, Cyprinidae. Gene Ontology annotation, cellular component: Golgi membrane; SNARE complex; endomembrane system. Gene Ontology annotation, molecular function: SNAP receptor activity; SNARE binding. The transcript is spliced from 11 exons. Gene Ontology annotation, biological process: vesicle fusion; endoplasmic reticulum to Golgi vesicle-mediated transport; intracellular protein transport. The record is from RefSeq and is a predicted model, not a curated record. Bases 84 to 1115 code for a protein of 343 amino acids.
GUGUUUAGAGACCCGGAUAUUAGUCACAACCUGCACACAGUUCAACCAUCAGAGAGGCAGAGUGGUGAUGAGUUGAUGCAUCCAUGAACACACGACGGCGUCACGGUCCUAGAAGCAGUCAGGAUGGGGUGUACACUGGACUGUCUCAGACCCAGUCCCAGCUGGAAACCCCCCUGGCUGUCCCAGCACCCAUCACCCCUGUCAUAGACAACUUCAGCAUGUCCUGCCGAGACCGUACCAGCGAGUUUCAGUCGGCGUGCAAGUCCCUGCAGGGGAGACAGAAUGGAGCACAACCUGUCAGAGCUGUCAACAGUGCAGUCAGACAGCGGAGUGAAUUCACACUCUUGGCGAAGCGAAUUGGAAGAGACCUCAGCAACACUUUUGCCAAGUUGGAGAAGCUCACAAUCCUCGCCAAAAGAAAGUCCCUUUUUGAUGACAAAGCGGCUGAAAUUGAUGAACUCACUUACAUUGUGAAGCAGGACAUUAACAGUCUAAAUAAGCAGAUCGCUGGCCUGCAGGAACUCGUUCGAUCACGGGGUGGACAGAAUGGCAGACAUCUUCAGACGCAUUCCAACACCAUCGUCGUCUCGUUACAGUCCAAAUUGGCGUCAAUGUCGAGUGACUUCAAGUCAGUCCUGGAAGUCAGAACAGAGAACCUAAAGCAGCAGAGAAGCAGACAAGAGCAGUUUUCUCAGACUCCUGCCUCAUCCUCCUCUUUCCACGCCAGCAGCUUCAACAAUUCGGUGCUCAUGCAGGACGACUCCAAGAAGACGGAUAUAUCUAUCGAUAUGGACCUCAGCUCCGGUCAGCAGAUGCAGUUAAUCAGUGAACGGGAGUCAUACAUUCAGAGCCGUGCUGACACGAUGCAGAAUAUAGAGUCCACCAUCGUGGAGCUGGGAUCCAUAUUUCAGCAGCUGGCUCAUAUGGUGAAAGAACAGGAAGAGACUGUACAAAGAAUUGAUGCUAAUGUCGAGGACACUCAGCUGAACGUGGAUCUCGCGCACACAGAGAUACUCAAAUAUUUCCAGUCUGUGUCCAACAACCGCUGGCUGCUCAUCAAGAUGUUCCUAAUCCUCAUCCUUUUUUUCAUUGUCUUUGUGGUUUUCCUGACCUGACGUCCACUCUUAAGAUUCAAAGAAUCGGGAGAUUCUCAGUAUUUAAGGAAUGAAAGGGGCCGUUUUCUCGGUCUCUUUUUUUUCUUCUCUCUGCUCUUUCUGUCCUCACCGGCCGCUGAACCUUUUAGUCCAUUUAAAUUUCAAUCUGAUAUGUUUCUGUAUCUGCACAGUCAACUGUUGAAAUAAUAUCCUUUAUUUUGGUUUUCUAAACCGUGCAGAUUACAGAGAUAUCCUUGAGUAAAGCCAGCAAUCGUCUCAUGGAGAAACAACCACAAUUUUAACAGAUUCUGUGUCACUUUUGAUUGAUCGUAAUCAUGUUACACACCUUCAGACAUCCAUGUGUUCAUAGACCUUAUUAUGCCUUUGCAUGUUUUUCUCUCUGUUGUCUAAAUCUUCUUUUAGAGAAGACUAUGCAGUGGUUCAUCUUAUAUUCUGCCUGCUGCAGACCACCAAAUCAUCUCGUAUGAAGAUUAUGCAUUACACUUUUAUGAUGACUCUGACUAGAUAUUUUAAUAUGUGUUCUUUCGGUUUUUAAUUUUGGGAUUGAUUACCACUUUUACAACACUUGUGUAGACAGCAGGUUCAGCAGGUGAGAAUUAAGUAUCUGGAGCUAGUUUAACAUUUACACAUUUUGGCUGUGAAUCAUGAAAGCUUAACACAACUCAAACAGGAUUUAUUUUUGAUUUCACUGGGGGUUUUAACCAUCCUCCACAAGCUUGUUUGAAAUGUGUCAGUAUAUGGUCUCGGGGGGUCCAUGAGAAUACUUCAAAUGGUGUUUUCUAGAGAAUUGAGAUUGGGGGAACGUCCCACUCCACCAUUUUUGAAAUGCAUACUGUAAAAUGGAAGAACUGAACCAUUUGAAUUGUAUGCUUUCUUCACAAUG